UUCCUUAGAUUUGCAAUAUACGUCUACAACUAAUGCAAAUCCAUUUUUAAAUACCAUAUACUACUUCAUGGGUUGUACCAAGUACCUUAUAAUAACAAAAUAAUCCCAAUUCCUGCCUCCUAUCUCUUAUAUCACUACUGUCAUUCAUUUCACUUAUACAUAAGCAUACUUAAGUAUAUAUGUUUCUGUGGAUAUAUAUACACAUAUAUGAAUACAUAAUUGAAUACAUUCUUGCUAUUAUUAUUUUGAACAAACUGUUAUCUGUUAGAUCAAUUUGGAAUAAAAAAAUAAGUUACUAUUUUAUCUUCACUCAUUCCUUCUUCAGUGCUCUCUUUCUUUAUAUAGAUCCAAGUUUCUGACUUGUAUGUUUUUCUUUCCCUUGGAAGAACUUCUUUCAGUAUUUCUUACAAGGCACAUGUACUAACAAUAAAUUCCCUCAAGUUUUGUUUGUCUGAGAAAGUCUGUAUUUCUUCUUCAGUUUUGAGGAAUAAUUUUACAGGGUACAGAAUUCCAGGUUGUUUAUUUUUUUCUCUCAAGAUGUUAAACAUUUCACUUCAUACUCUUCUUGUUUGCAUGGUUUCUGAGGAGAAGGCAGAUGUUAUCCUUAUCUUUGCUCCCUAUAGGUAAAGUGGCUUUUUCCUCCGUCUUCUUUCAAUAGUUUUUGUUUGUUUGUUUCUUUGUUUGUUUGGAACAGAGUCUUGCUUUUUCACCAGGCUGCAGUACAGUGGUGCAAUGUCAGCUCACUGCAACCUUGCAACCUUCACCUCCUGGGUUCAAGUGAUUCUCCUGUCUCAGCCUCCCAAGUAGCUGGGAUUACAGGCGCCCACAAUUACGACCAGCUAAUUUUUGUGGUUUUGGUAGUGAUGAGGUUUUGCCAUGUUGGCCAGGCUGGCUCGAACUCCUGACCUCAAGUGAUACACCCACCUUGACCUCUGGUCAACCUGCCUUGGCCUCCAGUAGUGUUUUAUUUAUCUUUGAUUUCUAGUUUGAAUAUGCUAUACCUGGGUGGAGUUUUUUGGCAUUUAUUCUGGUUGGUGUUCACAGAGCUUCCUGGAUCUAUGGUUUGGUGUCUGAUAUUAAUUUGGCGAAAAUCUCUGUCAUUAUUCUUUUUUUGUUUAUUUAUUUAAAAGGUGGAGUCUCACUGUGUUGCUCAGGCUAGAGUGCAGUGGCCUUUCACAGGUGUGGUCAGCAAGGGAAUUUUGACCUGCUCCGUUUCUGACCUGGGCUAAUUCUCCCCUCCUUAGGCAACCUGGUGGUCCACCAUUCCCCGGAGGUCACCAUACUAACGCCAAACUUAGUGCAGACACCCAACCGGCAUAGUGCACUGCAGCCCAGAACUCCUGUACAGACUCAAGCGAUCCUCCUGUCUCAGCCUCCCAAGUACCUGGGACUACAGGUGUGUGCCACCACAUCUAUUUAUUUUUUGAGACAGGGUCUCACUCUGUCACCCAAGCUGGAGUGCAGUGGUGCAAUCAUGGCUCACUGCAGAUUUGACCUCUUGGGCUUACAUGAUCCUUUCACCUCACCCCACUGAGUAGAUGGGACCAGAGGUGUGCACCACACCCCCCUAAUUUUUUAAUUUUCUUGUAGAGAUGGGGUCUCCCUAUGUUGCUCAAGCUAUUAUUAUUUUAAAUAUUUUUUCUGUUUCUUUCUCUUCUCUUUGUUUCUCUUCUCUUUCUUGCAUUCCCAUUAUGUGUAUGUUAUUUUUUUUUUGUAGUUGUCGCACAGUUCUUGAAUAGUCUGUUUCACUUUUUCAAUCUCUUUGCUCUUUGCUUUUCUGUCCUGGAAGUUUCUAUUGAUAUAUCCUCAAGGUUAGAGAUUCUUUUUUCAGCCAUGUCCAUUAUACUCAUGGGCCUAUCAAAGGCAUUUUUCAUCACUAUAACAGUGUUUCUGAUCUCUAGCCUUUCUUUUUAUUCUUUCUUAGGAUUUCCAUCUCUCUGCUUAACGGGUUCUUGCAUGCUGUCUACUUUAUUCAUUAGAGCCCUUAGCAUAUUAGUUAUAGUUGUUUUAAAUUCCCAGUCUGAUAAGUCUAACACUCCUGCCAUAUCUGAGUCUGGGUCUGAUGCUGGCUCUUUUUCUUCAAACUUUGUGUUUUGCCUUUUAGUAUGACUUGUAAUUUUUUUUCUUGACAUCAGACAUGAUGUACUGGGUAAGAGGAACUGCAGUUAGUAGGCCCUAUAGUAAUGUCGUAGUAAGGUGGCAAAGGACAGAAGAGUGAUCACAGUCCUAUGAUUAGGUCUCAGCCUUUUAGUGAUCCUCUGCCUCUGAAAUGUUAACUUCACAAGUGCUUCUUGGUUUUCCCCCUUUGGAUGGAACAGGACAGUUAGAGCUCUAACUGUCUAACUUUAGGUGUUAGAGCUCUAACACCUAAAAAACAUAAACAAAUAUUGAACUUUAGCCAAUGUAUGCACGUUGAAAUGUUUGAGGGGGGCAGGGAAAGUGUACUGAUGUCUAUCACUUACUUUGAAAGUCAUCAAAAGACAAGAUGGAUUGAUAGGUAGGUGGAAGGAUAGAUAGACACGUGAUAAAGCAACUAUAGUAAAACGUAAAUUGUAAGGUCUAGGAGGUGAGUAUACAGGUUUUCAUUGUGCUUUAUUUCCAACUUUUUUGUAUGUUUGAAAAUUUCAUAAUACAAUGUUCAAAAAAUAAGCCCAACAGCCUAGGGAGACAGGUCAGAGUCAGUAGGAUGAAAUUUAAUGUCAGUGAAGGGCAAGUGGUCUCUUCAGGUGCAGAUGCUCUUUUGCUUAGGUGAAGAAUGAGGAAGUCAUUUUCUGCCAGCUGUUCAUGUACAUAAGGAAUGGGUUGCACUCAAGGUAAUUAUGAUGUGCUUCUGUAAGAGAUGCUGAAAUCAUAGAUGUUUCCAUAAUCUCUGGACAAGGAAUUGGGCAUGCUAUCCUACUCCAGACAAUUCACAUCCUCUUAAGGUGAGAUAUCCUGCUUUCUAAGAGACUUUGGCAAAUGAGUCAUAUCAGUCAGGAUGGGCUGAGUUUUGCUGCAAUAACAAAAGACUCCCAAAUCUCAGUGUCAUCUCCCUCAUAUUCCACAUCCAAUGUGAGUUGGCUGUGGCUCGAUCCAUGUCGUUUUUACUCUGGGACACAAGCUGACAGGGUGGUUUUCAUUUAGAGCAUUCUAUCUAGUAGCAGAGGGAAAAAGAGACAUGGCAAACACAGGCCGGCUUUUACAGAAGCCUUGUAAGUGGUCUAUGAUGCUCCUACCCACAUAGCAUCGGCCAAAACAAGUCUGAUGGCCAGGCCUUAGUUCAGCUAGAUGUGAACACCCCAUCCUCCAGCAGGAGGAGGCACAGCUGAUGAUGACCAACAGUGACUGAAUCUACCCCAAGGAGAUUAUCAGAAUGAUGUGAGGUCUAAGAAAGCUGAGGGAACUAGGGUAGAGGUGGCAGAGGAAUGACAUGCUGGUUUUAUUCAAACAUUUUAGAAAAUGCAAGACAAGAUGUGCUCUGCACAGCUCCAGGGGCAAGCUGAAGACAUUUCUACCAGAUAGGAGUCACAGGCUUCAGGUUGUCACAGGAAGCACAUUUUGACAGGAAGGACUACCCAGCAUUAGGGAACACCGAGAGCACAUUGUUACCUGGGCUGCUCCAUGUGCCCAGGACAGUGAUGACACCUGAAGACAGUGUUGCCUUCCAUUCUCCCCCUCCCCAUAAAAUACUGGGCCCAGCCGCCCACACAGCAGGGAGCUCCCUAUCCCUGAAAUAAUGUAAGCAGAGCCUGGGUGCUCCUGGACAGAGGGCUGUGGAUGGAGCCCCUGCAUCGCAGGGUGAGGCCAGACCACAGCAAGCCAGAGGAGGGUGUGUCUAGCCCAGGGUACACGUAGGACAGAUAACCUGGCAGGGAUGCUGUGCUCCUUCUUGCUAACAUGUGCCCCUCUCAAGCUACCAGGAAAAAAAAUCACAUAAUGAGGUUGCUAAGAUCUACAGAAAGAAUGAAUCCUCUAUCCAUGAAAUUGUGAAGAAGGAAAAAGAAAUUUGUGCCAGUUUUGCUGUCACACCUCAAAAUGCAAAACUUACGGCUAAGUGAGAAGCACUUAGGGUAGAAAAAGCAUUAGAUUUGUGAGUGGAAGAUGUCAACAGAAACGUAUUCUGAUUGACAGCAACCAUGUAGCACCAGAUUAACUUCAUCUAGAUUAAAUUUGUUCACUGGCAUCUACGUAUAGGAAAAGACGUGGCAGAUGUAGGGUUUGGUACUAUCUGCAGUUUCAGGCAUCCGCUAAGGGUCUUUGAAGAUAUCCCCCAAGGAUACUCUAUAUAAAUGAAAUCAUCCAACAUGCACUCAUUUUUAAUCUACCCUUUUUCACUCCAAAUCAUUAUCUUGAUAUAUAUCCAUGUUGUAUCAACAAUUUGUCCCUUUUUACUGCUAAGUAGUAUUCCUUAGUGUGGCUAAACACAGAGUGUUUACACAUUCACCUGUUAAUGGAAAAUUGGGUGGUUUCCAGUUUGGGGAUUUUACAAAAAGCCUGCUGUGAACAUUUCUGAAUACAUCUUUGCAAGAGCAUAUUUUUCUUAUUUCUCAUGUAAUUACUAUCAAACAAAAAUAUAAACCUGGAUUCCAUAAAAAGAGAAUUUAUUCAAAAGGAUUGUUGUGGGGGUGUGGGGGGGGACUAUUACAAUAGGGAGACAGUCUGAGGAUGUGAUCCUCAAGUGUCUCAGAGGUUAGGCAAAGGGCUGACCUUGUAUAGGGAGGCGUAAACGUGGCUAGAAAGAACUGUUAUGGGAAAGUGGGCUGAGCAAGAGUGUCACGAUCGAGCAGGUCUUACCCUGCAGACAGCCUGUUCUCAGCAGGGACCCUCAGGAGGGUGGUGGGUUGGCACAAGCUGCGGGUGGGCCAAAGCUCAGGGGCUUGGAGAAGGAGAGAAUCUGAACCAAAGUUUGGUUACAGGCAUUUUGUUCUUAUUGAUCUAUGGGGACAAGCAGUCCAGCUAAUCAUUUAUGAUGCCAAGAAUGGGAAUUUAGAGGGUCUGUGUAUGGUCUGGUCAUGAGGGGACAUUCAGGAUUCUUAUCCAAGCUAUAUGGAAAGUCACUGGUUCUUUCCAGUAGGGUGUUUUCUGGAACAAAGGAGUGGAGGGAUUCCUUAACCUUCACUAUUUCUAGGAGCAAAGGGCUAAGGUAAAAUUCAAUACUGUCAAUAGUUAGGAUUGAAAUGGCUAGGUCAUAUGGUAGGAGUAUGUUUAACUCUCUUCAUACACUGCCAAAUGAUUUUCAAUUGUAGUGAUACUAUUUUAUAAUCCCAUAAGCAGUGUACAAGAAUCCCAGGUCCUCCACAUUCUUGCGAAUACUUGGUAUAAUCAGUCUUCUUUGUCCAUUCUAGUAGGUGUGAGACGGUGUCCCAUUGUGCUUGUAAUUUGCAUAUCCUUAAUGAUUAAUGAUGUUGAGCAUCUUUUCAUGUCUUAAUUUUCUAUCUGUAUAUCUUCUUUGGUGAAGUGUCUGUUCAAAUAUUUUGUCCAUUUAAAAAAUUGAAUUGUUUGAUUUUAUCUAUUGAUUUUAAGUGCUCUUUCUAUAUUCUGGAUACAAGUCUUUUAUCAAAUAUAGCCUCUGAAGAUCUUUUCUUUCAGGCUGUAACUUAGCUUUUCAGAAAGUCUUUGGGAGCUAUGGCUUAAAGAAACACUUGUGCCAGGUUCUCCUCAGCAUAUCCCCCUGAUCACAGCCACCCCCAUAGGCUCCAUUUCUUUUUUCUUUUUUUGAGACGGAGUCUCGCUCUGUCCCCCAGUGGUGCGAUCUGGGCUCACUGCAAGCUCCGCCUCCCGGGUUCAGGCCAUUCUCCUGCCUCAGCCUCCCGAAUAGCUGGAACUACAGGCGCCCGCCAACAUGCCCGGCUAAUUUUUUGUAUUUUUAGUGGAGACGGCGUUUCAUAAUGUUGGCCAGGAUGGUCUCGCUCUCCUGACCUCGUGAUCCGCCCGCCUCGGCCUCCCAAAGUGCUGGGAUUACAGGCGUGAGCCACCGCACCCGGCCAUAGGUUCCAUUUCUAUAUCUGUGGUGACCUUCUGCAAGCUAGGCUGAAGUCCCAAGCUCCAGACCUAUGUCUCCAACUGCCCACCGUUCAGUGGCCUUUGGAUGUCCCAUGCAAAUUGGAACUCACUAUCAUCUCCCCAGACCCGCUGCUCCUCCAGAAGCCCUGUCUCCAUCAACGGCCCUGCACCUACCCGGUUAGAGACCCAGGAGUCGGCCUUGUACCUCCUUCCUUCUCACUUCCACCUUCUGUCAUCCAGAGCUGUCAGUUCUUCCUCCUGAACAUCUCUGGACACUCACCUCCGCCAAGCACCACACCACCAUUGUUCUCACCCGCACCACCCACCCAGACACCUUUCCUUAGACGGGUGGCCAGAGAAAAACUUCUCAAAUAGAAGUCGGGCCAUGGCACGCCACUGAGGACCUUCCAGCGGUCUCCUGUGCACUUAAACAAGGUCCAGACUCCUUCGUGGGACAAGUAAAGCUCCUGAUGAUCUGGUCCUAGAGUAAUGUGGGGGCCUCUUGCCCAGAGCCCCUCACACUCUUCAAAGCCGGCAGCUGAAGAGCUCAGCUGUAGCUGUCUGUGGAGUUCAGCCGCUGCUCCCUGCACGCCUGCCCUCUGCAGGGGAUGGAGCCCCAUUUCCCCACUUCCCCACCUGCGCCCGGCAGUGCAGGUGAAGGCCUGGCUGCUGGGAGUGGCUGGGAAACACUGCGCUUUGGGGUCAGGAAUGCCAGCUCCACUACUCACCGCCUGUGUCAUCCUGGGAAAACAGCUCUGGCCCCAGGUUCUCCAUAAGUAAAACAGGGGCAGUCAUCCCUCCCCUCCUCAACGACAUAUGUCAGAAUCAGAAGCCACAAAUCAUUCUCUGCCCCCCAGCACGCUGCCUUGGUCUCCUAGACCACUUUCCCCAACAAAGGGAACGGCGCCAGGCCCAGAACAGGGCCGAGACCGGAUGAGGCUAGCGAAGCGCCCAGGGACAAACUUUCAGGCAGCGCCCACUCUCGGGCUCGGGCAAUUGCAGGGUCCCUCCGAGAGCGAGCGUCUCCAGAGAACGCGGCGGGCGCAUGGCUGUGCCCGGAGCCUGAAGACCCCCCGGAGCCGCCCGCCCCGCACUGGGCCCGCCCCUCCGGGAUUGGUGCCCUGCUAGUGGCCAUUGCCUGUGACGUCACCGGACGCGCCCGCUUCUGGCUGGAGUGCGCACCAAGCGGCAGUGGGUUCGCCGCUGCUGUAGUUCCCCGGCUGGCUGCGGUCACUGGUGCCAGUGCUCAGGCGCCUGCUGCCCUUGACCUCCCGCCCCGCGAGCCCUAACUCAGCUCAGGAGGACCGGCUGCCGCCGCCGCCGCCGCCAGCAGAGCCAAGCACAGUGGGAACUUUCAGAAAGCACUGGUUGAAGGAACCCUGGAAUCCCUGGGACUUACUACGUAGCAUGUAGUAGUUGCUCCUCUAGAAAAGUUUCACCUUAUGAAGUAUAGCAGGCUCUGAUGCUGGUGUCUGGUAGAAGAAGGUUACUCACAGCUCUGCUGCAGGCUCAGAAGUGGCCCUUUCAACCCUCCAGAGACAUGAGACUAGUGCAGUUCCAGGCACCCCACCUGGUGGGGCCUCACUUGGGCCUGGAGACAGGGAAUGGUGGAGGGGUUAUCAACCUCAAUGCCUUUGACCCCACACUCCCGAAGACGAUGACACAGUUCCUAGAGCAGGGAGAGGCCACCCUCUCAGUGGCAAGAAGAGCCUUGGCUGUCCAGUUGCCAGUCCUACCACGGUCGGAGGUAACCUUCCUGGCUCCAGUCACACGGCCAGAUAAGGUGGUGUGUGUGGGCAUGAAUUAUGUGGACCACUGCAAAGAACAGAACGUGCCCGUGCCCAAGGAGCCCAUCAUCUUCAGCAAGUUUGCCAGCUCCAUCGUGGGGCCCUAUGAUGAGGUGGUCCUCCCACCACAGAGCCAGGAGGUAGACUGGGAAGUGGAGCUGGCCGUGGUCAUUGGAAAGAAAGGCAAGCACAUCAAGGCCACAGAUGCCAUGGCCCACGUGGCCGGCUUCACUGUGGCUCAUGACGUGAGUGCUCGUGACUGGCUAACAAGACGCAAUGGGAAACAAUGGCUGCUGGGAAAAACCUUCGACACCUUCUGCCCUCUGGGCCCUGCCUUGGUGACCAAGGACAGUGUAGCAGAUCCACACAACUUAAAGAUCUGCUGCCGAGUGAACGGGGAAGUGGUCCAGAGCAGCAACACCAACCAGAUGGUAUUCAAGACAGAGGACCUGAUAGCCUGGGUCUCCCAGUUUGUCACCUUUUACCCAGGGGAUGUCAUCCUAACUGGGACCCCCCCGGGUGUCGGUGUAUUCAGGAAACCUCCUGUCUUUCUCAAGGUCUCUGAAGGUCCAGAUAGCACUGAUGGCGAGCUUUGGGUCUGCACACUCUGGAAAGAAGAGAGAAUUGAAGGCUCUAGGGGGCAGCAGCCACCAGCAAACACCGCUGCCUCCAGGAGCCUGGGCUGACUGGUUGGGACUCACCGAAGAUCCCUUCUUCCUGGGCGGUGGCCUGCAGGAACUGGAACAGCUGCUCUGUGUAGCCCGACUCUGCAGAAGAGAGAAGACCUAGACCUGGCGCCCAGCACAGACAGAGCCUGCCUUGAGGACUGCAAGGGAACAAGGGCCUCACCAGUAUCGGGCAGCUGGCCCCGGCGGAGGAAGGCGGCAGCCUGUGCAAAGGCCUUGAGCAGCGGGCUGAGCAGGCGGCAGAGGAAAAGAAAGAAAUCUGGGCAGUGUGACUGCUGGCUGAGCUGGAGGGGACAGGCCGGGGUGAGUGCAGCUCCCCACCGCCUCCCUACCACCUCCCUCCAGGGGCAGCUUCUUGAAACACACCCUGAAGUACCGGCCCUCAGCCUCUUCGAAGUCAUCACUGUCACUAUCAGUAAAGUCCCCACUCGGUUUCC
Molecule: messenger RNA, 8892 nt
Organism: Pongo pygmaeus (Bornean orangutan)
Lineage: Eukaryota; Metazoa; Chordata; Mammalia; Primates; Hominidae
Product: fumarylacetoacetate hydrolase domain-containing protein 2B
Exons: 10
Coding region: 7445-8455 (336 amino acids)
Molecular function (GO): catalytic activity
Source: RefSeq, a predicted model, not a curated record